Messenger RNA from Glossina fuscipes, 2131 nucleotides. It is a transcript of the gene PMP34, whose product is annotated as peroxisomal membrane protein PMP34. Gene Ontology annotation, molecular function: NAD transmembrane transporter activity; ATP transmembrane transporter activity; ADP transmembrane transporter activity. NCBI's taxonomy places the organism in Eukaryota, Metazoa, Arthropoda, Insecta, Diptera, Glossinidae. Gene Ontology annotation, cellular component: peroxisomal membrane. The transcript has 3 exons. The record is from RefSeq and is a predicted model, not a curated record. Bases 953 to 1945 code for a protein of 330 amino acids.
CAGACCGUAGCGACAAAAAAGCAAAAUUAAUCACUUGACAAAUCAAAAUGUUGCAUAUAACUCAACCAAACAGCGUGUUAUAUCCUUUUUUGCGCAAAAAAAAUGCCUGUGGAUCACUUCGUUUUCUAGUUUCCAACCAAGAAAUCACCCAAUGGGUUUACAAGAGAAAGGGCAGACGGUUGUCGAUCACAAAUAGCAAACAAUCGCUUUAAUAAAAUUUAUUUAAAGUAUGAGAAGAAUGUGUGUUGAAUGGUGAAAAGGCGUUACGAAGUUUCUUUUGUUACGAAAUAGUUUUUCUUUUUAUUUGAUACCUGCAGAUUAGAUUAGAUUUGAAAUGAACUCUGAGACAACUUCAAUUCUUCGGAAUCAUUUUUAUAUAUAGCUUAGCAUACCUAUCAUUAUAAUAGUGCAACAUAAUCUUCCGCUCUCUCUCUCUCUCUCGGCGUGUGUCUCUUCGCUCUUGACAUUUAAUAUUAUUCGAAACGAUUUUGCGAAAUUUCUCUAGAAAUAUGAAAAAAAAAAAAUUCAAUUGCAAGCCAAGUAUUUAUAAACGUUAAUGAAUUUAUAAACAAAACGAAGAACCCAAACAAAUGUGCAAUCGCGGCCAAUUGUUAAAGAAAUUAAGUCUAGCCGAGACUAUGCAAGUGUGGAAACUAGCGCCCCAUCAAAAUAAUUAAAUUGAUUUGAACAAUAAAACGUAAGAAAUGACACAAAAGUCUAAUUAAAAAUAAUAAAUAAAAUGCCAAUGUUUUGUUAAUUCGUAAUAAUGUAAAUACACAUAAAUGUAUACAUACGUAUACUAUUGCUGUACUGUCUCCGGGGUCAAUUUCAAAAAAAAUAAUAACAGCAAAAAAGCACAAUUAAAGAGAAGUGUGCGUGGACUCAGCUCGCGAAAAAAAAAAUUUAAUUGCUUAAACGGUUAUAGACUUUGUCAUUAUUCGGAUUCAGAGAAAUGGUGGUCGCUUCUAAACUAAAUCAAGUUUUUAGCUAUGAAUCGUGGAUACACGCCAUGUCCGGUGCGGCUGGCGGUUGUUUAGCUAUGUCAACUUUCUACCCCCUAGAUACCGUGCGCUCUCGUUUACAGCUGGAGGAUCCUGAAAGAAGCGGCAAGGCGCGCAGCACACUUAAAGUAAUAAAAGAAAUUGUCUUGGGUGAGGGUUUUCUAUCGUUGUAUCGCGGCCUGGGUCCUGUCUUACAAAGUUUAUGCAUUUCAAAUUUUGUCUACUUUUAUGCUUUUCAUACUCUGAAAGCCCUUACCGCUGGUGGCAAAGGCAAUGCGAUUAAUCAAAAUGCUUUCAAAGAUCUGCUGUUGGGCUCAAUUGCUGGUGUCAUUAAUGUCCUUAUGACCACACCGUUUUGGGUUGUUAACACUAGGCUGCGUAUGCGUAAUGUAACCGGCAUUGCUGACGAGGUAAAUAAACAUUAUAAAAACCUCCCAACUGGUCUACGGUACGUAGCGAAAACUGAAGGCAUGAGAGGUUUAUGGUCUGGUACUGCGCCUUCUUUGAUUUUGGUUAGCAAUCCAGCUCUACAAUUUAUGAUGUACGAAUUGUUAAAGCGCAACGCCUUGAAAUUAAAUAAAGGUGAAAUUUCAAGCUUAGGAUUCUUUUUAAUCGGAGCUUUGGCCAAAGCCUUUGCCACUAUCCUCACUUAUCCGUUACAAUUAGUACAAACUAAACAACGCCAUCGCACAAAUCAAACCUCGACAAAUAACGACGCGUCCACAUCUCAGCAGGCCAAGUGCGCACGUCGUAAUGACACCGGCAUGUUGCAUAUGGUAAUGCAGAUAAUAAGAAAUCAGGGUAUUAAAGGCCUCUUUCGAGGCAUGGAAGCGAAAAUUCUGCAAACAGUUCUAACUGCUGCGCUUAUGUUUAUGGCGUACGAGAAGAUUAACAACUCAGUCGGUUUGCUAUUUAAGAAAACACCCGCUAAAGUUACUAAAUAAAAAACAGUAGCUUGCGCACUGAUCGCAGAAAACAAAGCCAACCCCAUUAGUCAUAGUAGAUAAGGUUGCGGUAAUGGAAUGUUUGGAUAUGUUGCUCUUAAGUUCUUACAACCAUUUAAUUCAUUUUAGCAUUUGUCGGUAAUUAAGAUAUUUUAUAAUUUUUAAGACAUUCCUAUAUAAACUUGC